CCCAUCGGGUCACAUGGCCCGCGGGACAACAUGGCUGCGCCCGCGCUAGUGCCAGCUAGUGGACAAUGCACUGCGUUCAAGCCUGUCCUCCUGCUGCUGCUGCUCUUGCUGCUGUGCCGGGCAGCGAGGAGCGAGGAGGCCGGGACCGGUGCAGGCGCCGCGUCCCUUGCGGGCUCUUGCGGCUGCGGCACGCCCCAGCGGCCCGGGGCACAUGGCAGUUCGGCGGCCGCGCACCGAUACUCCAGGGAGGCGAACGCCCCGGGCCCGAUCCCGGGAGACCGGCCGCUCGCACCCACCAAGAUGGUCCUCAUCCCUGCCGGAGUGUUCACCAUGGGCACAGAUGAUCCGCAGAUAAAGCAGGAUGGGGAGGCCCCUGCGAGGAGAGUUGCUGUCGAUGCCUUUUACAUGGAUGCCUACGAAGUCAGCAAUGCUGAGUUUGAGAAGUUUGUGAACUCAACUGGCUAUUUGACAGAGGCUGAGAAGUUUGGUGACUCCUUUGUUUUUGAAGGCAUGUUGAGUGAGCAAGUGAAGACUGAUAUCCAGCAGGCAGUUGCAGCUGCUCCCUGGUGGUUACCUGUGAAAGGUGCUAACUGGAGACACCCAGAAGGGCCGGACUCUAAUGUUCUGCACAGGCAAGAUCAUCCAGUUCUCCACGUCUCCUGGAAUGAUGCGCUUGCCUACUGCAUGUGGGCAGGGAAGCGGUUGCCCACAGAAGCUGAGUGGGAAUACAGCUGUCGAGGGGGCCUGCAAAAUAGACUUUUCCCCUGGGGCAACAAACUGCAGCCGAAAGGCCAACAUUAUGCCAACAUUUGGCAGGGUGAGUUUCCGGUGACCAACACUGGCGAGGACGGCUUCCGAGGAACUGCACCCGUUGAUGCCUUUCCUCCCAAUGGUUAUGGCCUGUACAACAUCGUGGGAAAUGCAUGGGAGUGGACUUCAGACUGGUGGACCGUUCACCAUUCUGUUGAAGAAACAGUUAAUCCUAAAGGCCCCCCUUCUGGGAAAGACCGGGUGAAGAAGGGUGGAUCCUACAUGUGCCAUAGGUCCUACUGCUAUAGGUAUCGCUGUGCUGCUCGAAGCCAGAACACACCUGAUAGCUCUUCUUCAAAUCUGGGAUUCCGCUGUGCAGCCGACCACCUGCCCACCAUGGACUGAUAGCCGAGAAGAGCCUUUCCAAAUCCAAGAAGUCAUGUCUAAUCUGCACUGGGCUUCCCUCAGAACUUUGAAUGAUCGUGCAAAGAAUUCUCACUCCAAAGUGGGUUACAUCCCUGCCCAGUGGCCAAGGGAACCAUUGUGUGGGACCAAAUCGCUGACCUGUGUCGGUCACGUGCUUUAUUGUGUGGUGCAUCUUUGGAGAGUCUUUUAAAGAGAAAGGGGAGUGAAGGAUCCCUAAAUGAGGCUUCGGGAGGCCUGAGUCCUACCCAGGUUCUGCCCCAGGGGUUAGACUCUGGGGUCCAACACUUGAUCUUCCUGGGCCUCCAAGCCCUGUCACAGCAAACAAGGGUGAACAACAUGACCGCUCUCAAAUUCUAAGAGUGAUAUCAGAAUAUAUUGUGAUUUCAUAGUGAGAAUUUAUGGCAGAUUAUUUUUUAGCUAUUUUUUUCCAUAUGUGAACCUUGGGUGAUACUAAUCAUGUAAAGUAAGAGUUCUCUUACAUAUUAUUUUCAGAAUAGGGUGGGGGUGGUGAUGAGUCCUUUAUAUUCAUACUGCACUUUGUGUUCUUGUACAUUGCUAUGGUGUAUCCCAUGGGGCCAGUGAUGGUUUGCUAGAGCUUAGGAGUCUGAACACACAGAAUGUCUGUGGGGUGACUCUACUGUGCUUUAUCUUUCAACAUUAAGUGCCUUUGGUUUGGAGGGGCAGUUAUAAGCCCUGUUUCCCCUCUCCCCAAAGCCUUCGGUGAAUGUAAAAUGUGCUAAAUAGGGAAACCCGUUUAAUUCUGGAAGUAGGGAAAAGGAACCAGGACCUUGAAUUGGGUAUAUUCAGGUAUCAUCGAGUAUUUUGUAAUAGAGAAGUAGGAAAUCUUGUUGUCUAUGGAAUAUCAGAUGCUUUGAGUCAUGCACUAUGUCAAAUAAAGUGGUUUCUGCUAAAUCAGG
Molecule: messenger RNA, 2093 nt
Organism: Nycticebus coucang (slow loris)
Lineage: Eukaryota; Metazoa; Chordata; Mammalia; Primates; Lorisidae
Gene: SUMF1
Product: sulfatase modifying factor 1
Exons: 9
Coding region: 31-1155 (374 amino acids)
Cellular component (GO): endoplasmic reticulum
Source: RefSeq, a predicted model, not a curated record